UAUUUUUUUGAAGCUUGUUCUUCCCCUAAUUUCUAAAUCCCUAAACUCUCUUUCCCUAUUUCUGCCUUCAGAUGUUUAGCCCUCAACAAUUCACGCACAACAUUUUCGUGGUCGAUUCCUCAGUCAUCUCUGUCUGUCGUCAACGCCGUCUGGGCAGAGCCGGCGACCCACAGCCCCCACGCCUUCUGCUUCUCGCCAUUCUCCGACCUCCGUGCUCGACGCGACGACGCUCUCUGUCCGUCCGUCCAUCACAGGGCGCACAUCCUCCACUCCCUCCAGCGACCACUGCGAGUCUCCGACCAGCGUAGCAGAGCCAGGGUUCUUCAAUUUUAACGACAGCCAGAGGUCCAUUGAAGUGCUGACGUGAAUGAGAUGAAGAGUUGGCUGUUGGCCUCUUGCCUCCUUCCCUUUGGUUCGCUGUUUGCUUAAUUGACUGGAGGCACGAAGUUCUUGACGAGUGACGAAGGCCUCUCUGGCAGACGGCGAGUCGGUGGAGACUAGAGAUUGCCAGUUGCUUUCUUCAGAUCAAUGAUUCUGGAGGAUGGGUUUACUCCAAACCUUAUACAAAUGUGGGAGCACUAUCUGCUUGUAUUUCAAAAUUAAAGAAUGUCUUUGUCUCAGAUUAUUCGGUCAUGCACAACAAACAAGUCUAUUCUUAGUGGAAAAGCAGCCCAUGCACAACUCAUCAAAUAUGGAUCCAAAUCGGAUGUAUAUACAAACAAUCACUUACUCUCCAUGUACGUAACAUUCCAUGAAAUUGAAUGUGCCCAGAAACUCUUCGACGAAAUGCCCAAACGGAAUGUAAUCACCUGGACAACGUUAAUUUCCUCUUAUUCUCAUAUGGGUCUAUCUGAAAAAGCUUUAGGGAGCUUCAGGUCAAUGGUUCUGGAGGAUGGGUUUACUCCAAAUCAUUAUACAUAUGUGGGAGCGUUAUCUGCUUGUAGUUGCUUAGGGGCUGCAAGAACUGGGAAAGAGAUACAUGGGAGGAUAUUCAGAGCUGAGGAGACAUUAAAUAACUUUGUCAGCAACUGCUUGGUUAACUUUUAUGGGAAAUGUGGGUUGUUGAAGUCAGCUCAGCUUGUGUUUGAUGCUAUGUUGGAGCCAAAUACAGUUACUUGGGCUUCGCUUCUUUCAUGUCAUUGUCAGUGUGGGGAGUACGAUGAAGGGCUCAGGAUUUUCUUGAGGUCUUUGAGAGCUGGAGUGUUGGUUAAUGAAUUCUUAUGUGGGAUUGCGCUGGGUGCUUGUGCUUCAGUGGAGUGUCUGGGAUUUGGAAUGGGAAUUCAUUGUCUAAUUGUGAAAUGUGGUGUCAAAAUGGAUCAGUACGUGGUCACUGGGUUGGUUAACUUUUACGUAAAGUGUGGUCAACUUGGCUUGGCAUAUAACACGUUUAACAUGGCAAGUGCUCCCGAGUUGCAUGCUUGGACUGCCUUGAUUGGAGGUUGUGUGCAGCAAGGGAAGGGGAGAGAGGCUGUUAAUCUUUUCUGCAAGUUGCUUUCUUCAGGCUUGAAACCAAGUGAAAGAACAUAUGCAUCUGUCCUAGGAGCUUUUACUGAUACAAAGGAAUUUCAAGUUGGAAUGCAGCUCCACUCUUUUAUCAUAAAACUGGGAUUCAAUUCGUUUACCUUUGUUUGCAACGCACUAGUGGACUUUUACUCAAAGAGCAAUCUGCUUGAUGAGUCAUUUAAAAUUUUUCAAGAAAUGACUGAAUAUGACAUUGUUACCUGGAAUGCGCUAAUAGCUGGAUAUAUACGGUCCGGUCAUUAUGAACAAGCUAUCAAACUUCUCCAAGAGAUGUUGUUUGAGGGGCUCGAACCUAAUCUUCACACAUACUCUUGCAUUUUGAGCAUCUGUGGGGAUUUGCCGGCUAUUGAAUGGGGCAAGCAAGUUCAUUGCCGCAUUAUGAAGCCUGGUUUUGAUUCCAAUGUGGUUGUUGGAAGUACCCUAAUUGAUAUGUAUGCUAAAUGUGGACGUUUGGGCGAUGCACGAAAAGUUUUUGAUAUCCUACCUUGUAAGAACUUGGUUUCUUGGAAUACUAUGCUUAUAGGUUAUGCACAACAUGGAUUUGGGAAAGAAGCUUUGGAGAUUUACAGUAUGAUGCAAGAAAAUGGAGUUAAACCUAAUGAUAUAACAUUCGUCGGAGUAUUAUCCGCCUGUGGACAUGGAGGACUUUUAGAGGAGGGAUUAAACCACUUCAAUAGCAUGAAAAAUAACUAUGGGAUCACUCCAAGAACAAAUCACUUAGCUUGUAUGGUCAAUCUAUUUGCUCGUAAAGGGCAGACUAAAAAAGCUUACGACUUUAUCAGGAGCUUUCCUGAAAAACCAGAUAAGGUGGUUUGGCGUUGUCUUUUGUCAGGCUGCAAUAUAAAUAAAGAUUUUGUUCUGGGAAAAUAUGCCGCAGAGGAGAUUUUAAGUAUUGAUCCGAAUGAUACUUCAGCUCAUGUUACAUUGUCUAAUAUUUAUGCUAGGUUGAAUAUGUGGGAUGAAGCAGCCCAGAUAAGGAAAAUGAUGAAACAGAAAGAGCUGAAGAAGGAAACAGGAUGUAGUUGGACAGAAUUGCAGAACAAGAUAUAUUGUUUUUCUUCGAGCUACAAUAUGCUUCUUGGUGAAGUUAGCAUGAAAAAACUUUUGAUUGGACUGACUGCCCAAUUAUUAGAUGCAGGAUAUGUGCCUGACACAAAAUUAUCUUUUGAUUAUGGGGAUUAAUUGGGACUGUCUAUCCGUCAUUUAAGUCGUUUUGUCAAGUUUGAUCCACCCAUUUCCACAACAGGAGGCAGUAAAUUGGCAGUUGUGUGAUAGUUGUUGUCGUCGCUGUCUCACAGUUAAUAUGUGGAAUUUGGUGGACAUUAAGGAAGUUGAGAUCGACGACACUUGCAAUAUCAGGUGGCAAGAAGGUCAAAUAUGUAUAUGCUAAUGAUGAUUUAAACCCUCAAGCCAUUGUGUAUAUGGAAAGAAACUGUGUUCUCAAUAAACUUGAGAGGAAAAUUGAGGUAUAUAACAUGGAUGGAAGGAGGUUCAUUGGCACUGCAGAACCAUCAUGAAUCAGAUUCCAAACAUUGAGCUCGUCCAUGUUUUCCGGAAAGGGAAUCAAUGUGCUGAUUAUUUGGCAAAUCUUGAGCAAUAUACAGAAUGAGGUACGAUGAUUCUGGAGCAACCUCGGAGGGAAUAAAGGUCUUGUUGGAAAAGGAUGCCAAAGGUAUUGCCACUAGAAGAAUCUAUUAACGUGGGACCUUGGGGUCCCUCAGAUGUACCCAAAAAAAUGACACAAUUUAAUUUUUUUUUUUUAAUAAAACCUCGAAGUGUUUACCACUACAAAAGAAUUAUAACUAGGAGCAAAUGUGUAGUUUUAUU
This is a messenger RNA of Ipomoea nil (Japanese morning glory), 3348 nucleotides long. RefSeq names its product pentatricopeptide repeat-containing protein At2g27610-like. Bases 607 to 2703 code for a protein of 698 amino acids. Gene Ontology annotation, biological process: RNA modification. The record is from RefSeq and is a predicted model, not a curated record. Gene Ontology annotation, molecular function: RNA binding; protein binding. Gene Ontology annotation, cellular component: intracellular membrane-bounded organelle. The transcript has 5 exons. NCBI's taxonomy places the organism in Eukaryota, Viridiplantae, Streptophyta, Magnoliopsida, Solanales, Convolvulaceae.